Synchytrium microbalum is the source of this 2094-nucleotide messenger RNA. RefSeq lists its product as uncharacterized. Gene Ontology annotation, cellular component: membrane. Gene Ontology annotation, biological process: protein processing. Bases 1 to 2094 code for a protein of 697 amino acids. The record is from RefSeq and is a predicted model, not a curated record. NCBI's taxonomy places the organism in Eukaryota, Fungi, Chytridiomycota, Chytridiomycetes, Synchytriales, Synchytriaceae. The transcript has 14 exons.
AUGUCCGGAUCCUUUCAAUACUUUGUAUUUACGCCCAGUGUUCUGACAGGCCCUUCUUCAGUCAACGGACAGUCUAGUUUAUAUCUGGAAUCAUCAUUCUACCAGGGACUGCCAUCUCUUUCUCCCUGUACAAGGAUCCUUAAUGCGUCGCAGUCGAUUGGUUGUCAAGCUGGAGCCGCGUCUGGUGUAUUAUACGCUAUUACAAGCACCGAAGAUGUCGCUGCUUUCAUAGACAGUGCACCUUCGGCACUGGCAAACUAUGUACUAGUGAUGCCACCCUCGCUACUACAAAGGCAUGACAAUCUGGAAUUUUUGAGUGCUUUGGCUGCCACCGGUCGAAUGGCUGGUGUCAUUGUAUCGCAGGACACAAUCUUGUUUCCAAACUCCCAGCCAGCUGCUUUCUCGCCGGAUAGUACAACGCCCAACUAUCAGUAUGGGCUGUAUGCAAACUCGACUAGCGCGCCGGUUAUAUGGAAUCCCAACGGAAACUCAUUGAUCUACCAAAACUACCCAUACCCAAUCUUUGGGGGCUAUCCGUUCGACACGUCAUCGCAAACAACAUUAGCAACACUGCGCGAAGCAGUCCUGUCGAACAAGGCCAAAGGUUAUAACCAAUAUCCUCUGUAUUCUGCAGAGUUUGAUGCAUUCAUGUGGGCCGCCGUGGACUCGAGGACUUGCUUGAGAAGAAGUUGGUGCGAUCCUAUAGGUGGACUCUCAGUGUGGUCUACACUCUCCACAAAUCUCGCUAGCAAUGACGGCAAACCCAUAAUCGUCGUCGCCAGCAAAAUCGAUGGUGAUGCCUUCUUUCAUGAUCUGGCAUGGGGUGUAGAGUCUACAUUGUCUGGUAUGAUUACGGAACUGGCUGUCAUUGAUGCUCUUCGCAGGUCAACGACGUCUCUGACAACUCUACCUAAACAUAUCGUGUUUACAUUCUUCAACGCUGAAAAUUUCGGGUUGGCGGGAUCCCAACGAUUCGUACAAGACAUAUCGUCAACCUUUUCUUGCACCACAUCACCACCAUCAGGGACAACAGGUGGAACGACCGGAUGCUAUACUCCAGAUGGAAUACAAGCGGCAUGCUGGAAUCCAUGCUUUGCCCAUUCACAAUUCACGAGAAUCAAUUUUAACAAUAUCGAAUCCGUAAUUGAAUUGGGCCAAGUAUCAUCUGCUGCUAGCACUACCGGUAAUGGGACUAGUUUAAACUUUUACUUGCAUUCUGAUGAUGAGAAUGCAGAUAAUUUGGCACUCAAGACUCGAUGGUCGAGUACGUUUAGCCAGCCGGGAUACAAUGGUGGUGCUCUGCCAGUUACGAUACAGAAUGCGGUAGUAGCGGGCAGCGUUAGCAAGAGACUGCCACCUUCUAGUGCUAUGGCUUUCUUGCAAAAGAAGAGAAUACCGGCCAUGGUUAUUUCAGAUUUUCAAUCACAGUUUUCCAACCCAUUCUACAACUCUGAAUAUGACACAAAUACAAGGCUAUCCAAUAUCAACAUUACAUCGUUGUGUGCUAUAGCCAAUGUCACAGCAAAGUCACUAUGGGGACUAGCUUCUAAUGAUGGAGUAGCUCUGCCAUCUAGUGUGGUUGUGAAUUGUUCAUUUGUGGCUGAAUUGGUGUCUUGUUUGGCUGGCAACUUUUCUUGUCCAUUGAUACAUGGCUUAAUUGGAGCUACUGGAGUUGCCCAUGUCUCCAAUUAUCCCAGUGUCUUUGCGUACGACAAUCCAUCAGCCUAUACUCGUUUCCUAAAGAGUCUAGUUGCUACCAUCACUGGAACACCGGGAGUGAAUUGUUCAUCAGAUGCUGAUUGCACUCAACCGACUGGAAUGUGUGUAUCUUCAACAUGCAUAUCUUCUCAGACAUUCUAUCACUACGCGUUCGGUACAGGCAUAAAAUUCAACGCUGAUGCUUCCGUUUGGGAGGUAACUGAUUCGACAAAGGGAACUUGGGUUGAAAGCAGAUGGUAUAGCACGAGGUCGAGACUGCUUCUUGUGUCUGCACCUUCGAUACAGAUUGUACAAGUAGUGGUUGGUGUCUUGCUGACUCUCAUAACGCUAGGAAUCGCAUUGUAUUUAGAACGGACACUAUUGAGCAAGUUAUAA